This is a messenger RNA of Colletotrichum truncatum, 900 nucleotides long. RefSeq lists its product as uncharacterized. The record is from RefSeq and is a predicted model, not a curated record. NCBI's taxonomy places the organism in Eukaryota, Fungi, Ascomycota, Sordariomycetes, Glomerellales, Glomerellaceae.
AUGUACCUCAAAGCUCUCAUCACCUUCGUGCCACUGGUGGCAUCCGCCAUCCUGUCCCCUAGGCAAGCAGCUCCGACAGAAAUCUAUCGCUUCCAGAACGGCUGGAUAGAAAACCUCGCCACGCACUCCAACGGCGCCCUCCUCGUGACACGCAUGGACCAGCCCGACCUCUGGUCUGUUAAUCCCUCCAGCAAAACCGCAACCAAACUUUACACCUUCCCAGAUGCCUACGCAACGGGCGGCCUUGUGGAGAUGUCGCCAAACAUCUGGGCCGUCAUCACAGGCAAAUACCGUUCGGGUACGAACACGCCCGGGUCGUGGGGGAUUUGGAAAGUCGACCUCACCGGUCCCACCGCCAAGGCCUCGGUCGUGAAGGUUGUGCCAGAGAGCAAGCUCUUCAACGGCCUCGCCAAAUUCGAGCACGACAAGACGAAUAACACGCUGCUCAUAGGCGACGCGGCAGCAGGCGCGGUAUACAAAAUGAACUUUUCAACGGGGGCGUAUUCGAUUCUUCUAGCGGACAAAUCGAUGAAUCCUCAGGGGUUUCUCCCGUUCGGCAUCGACGGGAUGAAAUUCUUCAACGGGAGCUUGUACUUCACUAACAUUGGCCAAAACACGUUCAACAGGCUCCCCAUCGACACGGCUGGUAAGCCUGGGUCUGUCAGCACGAUUUUUAACAACUCACCUGGAGACGACUUCAUUUUUGACGCAGCGGGCAACGCGUACAUUGCGACGAAUACGCAAAAUUCUGUCAUCAAAGUCGAUCCGGCGGGCAAGGUCACUAAGCUGGCAACAGUUCAGGGGUCAACCUCGACGACGCUGGGAAGGGCGGAAAAGGAUGGGAAUGUAUUAUACAUCGGCAGCAGCCAAGGAACCAUCUCAGCAAUCACAGUCAAAUGA